Messenger RNA from Talaromyces rugulosus, 1044 nucleotides. RefSeq lists its product as uncharacterized. Bases 1 to 1044 code for a protein of 347 amino acids. The transcript has a single exon. Lineage: Eukaryota; Fungi; Ascomycota; Eurotiomycetes; Eurotiales; Trichocomaceae. The record is from RefSeq and is a predicted model, not a curated record.
AUGUCCAAAGGAAGCGUCUUUCUGAUCGGCCCCGGUUUCAUCGGGGGAGAAAUCCUGUCGAACCUGCUCAAAGAUGGUUACAACAAUAUCACUGUUCUAGUUCGUCGUGAGUCGGUCGCAGCUUCGUUCCACCAACUGGGCAUCACCACGGCACUAGGUACAUUGGAAGACUCAGCUGUUAUCCAAAAGCAAACUACGCUACAUGACAUUAUCAUUCACUCUGCAACUGCAGAUCACCUUCCAUCUGUUCAAGCGGUUUUAACCGGAAUUUCUGGCCGAGCGGCGAGCGGAUUAAGCACUAUCUAUAUCCAUACUAGCGGUGCGAGUCUACUCAGUGACACCGCCACAGGUGAACAUGGAAGCGACGUUGUUUAUGACGACGAAAAUCCUGCCAUGAUAGAUGCACUUCCAGAAACUGCCGAUCAUCGCCUAAUAGACUUGGCCAUCGUGAGCGCGAGAACCAAACUCGGGGAUAAAGCAAAAUUGGCCAUCAUGAUUCCUCCGCUCAUCUAUGGCGUGAGCAAUCGAGACCGGAGACUUUCGAUUCAGCUUCCAGCAAUCGUCAGAUACUCGCUUAAACACGGCUAUGCUGGUCAGAUCGGCAAAGGUCUCUCCGUUUGGAAUCAAAUUCACGUUGCUGAUCUGGCAAGAGGCUACAUGACAUUGCUGCAUUGGAUGGAGCAGACCAGCGCUAAUAAUGUUAAUACAAAUCCAUACUGGUUCUGUGAGAAUGGCGAGGAGCUCUCUUGGGGAGAAUGCUCGGCCGAAAUAGGGCGCGCUCUUUACCAGGCUAGUCGCAUCAAGGACCCAGAGCCAAAGACAAUACCACCUGAGAACUAUGGUGAUCUUUUUGGAGGGGGUUCCGGAAGUGUGAUUGGCUCCAAUUCCAGAAGCAGAGCAAAUCGCCUUCGAGGUUUAGGAUGGAAGCCUCGAGAGAAGAAAACCUUGCAGUCCUUGGUGGAGGAUGAAAUCCCAAUUCUACUGAAGGAAACCGGAGAGUGGCAGGGCUACAUGCACGAAAUUGCUUCUCGCGGUAGCAAGUAA